Molecule: messenger RNA, 4535 nt
Organism: Acanthopagrus latus (yellowfin seabream)
Lineage: Eukaryota; Metazoa; Chordata; Actinopteri; Spariformes; Sparidae
Gene: mms22l
Product: MMS22-like, DNA repair protein
Exons: 26
Coding region: 157-3855 (1232 amino acids)
Biological process (GO): replication fork processing; double-strand break repair via homologous recombination
Cellular component (GO): nuclear replication fork
Source: RefSeq, a predicted model, not a curated record
AAACCCAAACAAAGUGGUGACAGAACAGUAAACUUCAUGCUUUCCUUUGCGAUUACGGAAAAUUAUACCACAUAAGAAGCGAAAUACGAGGUUUGUCAUGUUUCGGUGUCAUCUGUCUUUCUCGAGGCGCUGCUGCGGGAACACUGAUUGUGCAGCAUGGCAGAUGACUUCAGCGAGUCCCUCACACCACCAGUUUCCCCCUUCACAGCAGACAGUAUGUGUGAGUUGAUGGCAGCCCGACCGCCUUGCUUUUGCUGUUCUGAAACAAAGGAGGAUCCCGCUGGAGCACUCCCCACAGAGGGAUACACUGCUAGAGGCUCCCUCAAAAGGCUGCUGUUGCGUCUUGACCCGGCCCCUGCAGAGUAUGAGACAGACACUGUUGAGCUAUUUGGCUUCCCCUGGGUUACAGAGACAGCGCUUGUAGAAUCUACAAAGCUACUCUUUGGUCUUUUCAGACAAAAAGUUUAUAGGCUGGAGACCUUGGUUCAGUCAAGCUCACAUGACUUUGGUCAAGCAGGCAACCUCCACUAUGAAGCAGAGGAACUGAGACAGCAGUGUGUUUCAUUUCUUCAGUAUGUCAAAGUCUUCUUGCACAGGUACCUAGAACCAUCCAGCUUCCUAGACACAAGCCACCUUCACCCCUAUGAGGUGCUGGAGGCUCAGCUCCCCUCUGCUCUUCUGGAGGAGUUAUUCGGCAUCACCCUCCUGAUAGGACGACUCAAAGACCUGCCUUCCAAUGUUCAGAGUGCCUUCACUAUGUCUAACCAGGGAAAGAUUUUUCCUCCCUCUUGGCAUCUGCUACACCUUCAUCUUGACAUCCACUGGUCAGUCUUAGAGAUCCUUCACGUACUUGGCCACAAGAUGCAAGGCCAGGUGGUGUACGCCCACCAGUUUGUGAACCUGACGGGAGAAAAUCUGACUGAUACAAGCCUGUUUGAAGAGCACCUGUGCAGUCUGCUGUGUGACCUCACUGGUCUGGCUAUAGGCAAAUACAGCAAGGUGAGGCCUACGGAGGCACUGAGCAGCCAUCACUAUCUCUGCUGCUGCACCAAGGAGCUGUGGGUCCUGCUCAUGCACCUUCUGGAGCACAGGAAUAAAGUGUUGCACACGCAGUCUUUCUGGAGCUACAUGAACUUGUUGUUGAGGCCUCUGGUUUCUGGGAAGCCAGCAGCAGAGCAAUUCAGUGGCCUCCCCGUACACUGUAAGGACCCUCUGGGAUUCACAUGGUGGCUGGUCACUCAUUUAGCGAUGUUGGGCCAAUACAAUCGUAAUGGCACACUCCAGAAUGAGAAACAUCUGGGGGAUAACUGGACUUUUGUGGAGGAGCUGCUUAAGUUAACAUGCAACCCCAAGGGAAGUCUUGCCGAGGAGCAGGUCAGGAUGCAUGUCCACUGCUGUCUCAGUCUCUGUCUGCUGUGGGAGCCGAGCACCAGUGCAGUCUCCACCCUCUGGGAGUAUUACAGCAGGAAUCUGAGUGCUUCAUUCACUGUGCCCUGGCUUGGGAUGUCUGGCGUGGGCACUCUGUAUAAGACGCCUCAGGCUCUGCUGGAGCAGGCCCGAAACUGCUGCUCCCCUUUUCACCUCAGCUCUCCAGGACACACCCAGCUCUACCGUUCAGCCAACUCCUUCCACAUCUUCCUCCGAGUGCUGGCCCUGUGCCUUGCCCAGGACAGGGCUGGUGGAGUCCCACAGAGACAGAUCAAAGGAAGGAUUUAUUCCAAAUUCUCCUCAAAGAAGAUGCAGGAGCUGUCAGAGAUGGGCCUCAUGAACUUCUUGUUGCUGUUUCUGGUGGUGGCCAGGCAGGUGGAGCUGGAGGAUGUGGCGAGCAGGGCCUGUGAGCUGCUGGGCUUCCUGCCUACUAACUGCCCCCCUGGGCACCGCACACUGAUCUGGAGGGGACAGUUAUCGCUGCUGUUAUUGUUCCAGGAGAGGGGUCUGGAUGUUGGUGCACAGGCCAGCUGGCUGGCCUCGUCCUUUAAUGAAACAGCCAAAGAGUUCUACAACAAGACCACAGAGGUCUCUCGCAAACUUGCCCUCUGGGGACCCCUUGGCUCAUACCUGGAGGGUGUAGCUGAGGUGUUCGAGACAAGCCCCACUCUCAGCUUAUCGGAGGAAAAGCUUCUCAACGAAGGGUUUGAUUGGUUGUUGCCUGCUUGCCGCCUAUCAGAGCUCAGUUCUGCCCUGGGCUUCCUGCAGAUCGUCCUCACCCAGCUCAGACGGGUCCACCAGCGCAGUGUCCAGUCAGCACCCACCUCAGCUUGGGCUCCUGCUACCACCAGUGUGGUGAAAGAGCGCCACCUAGCGGUAGCAGCAGCACUCUGGGCGCACUUCUUCCCCUUCCUGCGCAGCCUACGCCUCUCUCAGACCCCUCCAGCACAGCUGGCAGAUGCUGCUGCAGGCUUCACCCUGUUGGCCUUUGAUCUGCCCAGCUCUGCCCCACAGGACCUUCAGCCCAGUCCAGUCCAGUCCAUCAUGCAAAGCUUCGGCUGGGACGAUAUGGUUCACCCACUUCUAGUGACUCGCUACCUUCCCCAUCUGCUCCAAAACAGUGAGCUAGUGUCCUCACUCAGCAGCGAUUCUUCUGUCAUCGUGUCCGGUUCAGCACAAAGUCUGUCAGUGAGGGCCUGGCUCCGCUGCAUUCUGCAGCAACACCUUCAUAAGAACCCAGAUGGAUCUGACAGCAAAACAGGCCGGGCUUUGGAGGAGCAGUUGUGUGAACUGACCCGUCUUGUGCUGAGGCUUCAUGAGGUGGACAGUUUGCUGCAGAGAGCAGGCCUCCAGCCUACAAGCACCAGGCUAGAGCCCACUUCAGUCCUGGAGAUGUUUGUGAAGGCUCUAGGCUGUGUGUACAGUGGGCUGCAGCUUUUGUCUGAGCGUUCAGCCAUGGUGACCAGAGCCCUGGACUACAUUGGUGACAUCCUCAAACAUAUCAAACCUUCCCUGGUCAACAAGAACCAAGAGGGAAUGCAGCUGGCCUACUGGGCUGUGGGUUGUAUAGUGAAGCACUGGAGCCCCCUGCUGGCCACGUCUAAAGCCCAGCAGCUGCUGUUUCGCAUUGUGGACGUGCUGCUGCUUCCCCACCACCUCACACAGCAGGACAAAGCAGUCAGGAACAGCCUGCCUCUGUAUCUACAGGGUCUGUCGGUGGCCUCCAGCGUGUCUCAGUCUCAGGGUGUCUACCUGAAGCAGCAGCUCCGCUCUGUCACUCGCAGAUAUCUGGACCAUUUCUUGCCCGCGUCACCUUCCAUGGGCAUCAUCACCAACCACCCAGUGCUUCUGAGCGCCUGCGAGGCCAACCCAACGAGCCGGGGAGCAGCACUGAGGAGGACCAUCCUGGAGGUGCUCUGUGAGAGUUUCCUGCAGUUUAAAGGUCACGCCCCUCCACCUCGGCUAGCGUCAGUCCUCAUGUUCCUCUCUGAGCUUCUGAGACGAAACGUUGACUCAGAUCCCGCCCUCCUCACUCUGCCCCUCCCCUCUCUGCUGCGCUGCAUCAUGCUGGUCAACGAACUGCAGGUGAGGAAGAUGAGCACAGAUGCCUUGCAGCUUGUGGUGGAGCGAUGUGCUGCUGCGUCUACAGAGGGACCGUGUGAGCAGAUGAUCACUGUCUUGCGGUCGUUUGUGGAGGAGAAUGAGGGAGUGUACGACAGGCAGGUGUACAGUGUCCUGGAGACGGUGGCUGUUUUAGAUCCCGCCGUGGUUCGAGCUCUCGUUCCAGACAUGUCUGUCAGCCUGAGAAACACUGAACACAAGAGAGGACUGGGCAAGAACAUCGCCUUGAGGAGUGCAUAUAGGAAGUUGCUGUGCCUCCUUGGGGAGAGUGGGCAGGCAGAAAUAACCAGUCUGGAAGCGGACUGAAGUUAAAAAAAAAAGAAAAACAAGGACCAGCUCCAGAACAUGUCGCCAGCUCCAAGAAUCACUUGUUAGUCAUUCCAGCCUUCUUUUUUUGGUGCCAAAUCACCAGAAAAGGGCAUUACAGUGCUGCCUUACAGGAGUAUCUUACAAAAUAUGAAGGUUUAGUGUCAAUUAGCUACAAUUAGUCAAUGAAUGGAUUAGGGGAUUGAAAGAAAUUGAUUAAUUGUUUCAGUCAUUUUUCAAGCAAAAAUGUCAAACAUUUUCUGGGUGCAGCUUCUUAAAUAUAAGAAUGUUCUACAUUUCUUGUCAGUUUUGACAUUAGAUGAAGUAUAUGCUUUUGGACCGAUUUGAAGAUAUCACAUUAUGUUCUGGGAAAUUGUGAUGACCAUUUUUCACACAGACUAAACAAUUUAAUACAUAAUGAAAAGAAUCGUUAGUUGCAGCCCUAAUGUUAUUAUCUGUGGUCGUUAUCUGCUGCUGUAGAAUGCUAGAAAGUCACAGCAUGGAUACAUGCAACUGUGAAUGUUUCAAAGCACCUCAUCAGCUCUACUUGACAUGUCUGACAUGAUCCAAUUAUCAGGUUGUACAUAAUGUACAUAUUGUAAAGAAAGCGCAGCCUUGCCUGUUUGGCAGACACUCUUAAUGAAAUAAAAUGUGACAAUAAAUAUGAAUAUGCUCAUGUA